CAUUAGCAUUCUCCUGCCAGAGCUGGAGGGAACCUCUGGAACAUCUUGCCGCCUUUGCCUCCGUGCGUUAGUGACUGACUGCUGAUGACUCACAAAUACAUCAACAAUCCGCCUGCAAGACCCUCCCCUGUAGUUCUCUGCUGCUGCCCUGCCUCUACUACCGGAGAGCAGCUGCAGCACCGAUGGAAAAGAAGCAAGGAUCCUCUCACCAGUAUGGUUCACUGGAGCACACCACAUGGAGCGGAGACACCAAAAAAACAGAGGACGAUGUGGUGUCCAUGGCGGACUCCACCAUUACUGUGGAUGACAUUGAGGGGGAGCUCUUCAAGAUUGAGAGGAUCAGGGACAUCUUGGUCAGGAGGGAGUCAGAGCUCAGAUACAUGAUGGAUGACAUUCAGCUGUGUAAAGAGAUUACUCGACUGAAGAAGGAGCUUCACAAAUUGGUGUCUAUACCAGAUAAGGACAAGUCCAACGAAGACCGACAGAAGGAGGAUGAGCUGCUGCAGCAGAUUCACAAACUGGUGGAGACCAGAGAUUUCUUAGUGGAUGAUGUUGAGUUUGAACGCCUCAGGGAAAAAGAAGAAGAUAAAGAAAUGGCAGAGUUUUUGAAAUCCAGAUUGCCAAGAAACUUGAAGAAAUCAGGUGCAUCAUCAAGAAGGGUACCAGCCAGAGCUCAGCAGACUUCCUCCCCUUUCACCAAGACAGGCCUCACCCUGCUGAAGGAGUGUUGUGGCUUUACGUGCUCCAUCAUGUAGACAAUAGCCAAAGCGAAAGACUCGCACACCAACAUCACCAUUCCAAGGGAGAUGUAUAACCAAGUUCGCCAAUUAGGUGUGAGAAAGAGACGCAAAGAGACAUUGAUGGAGGUGUGCACAUCUGUGGAAACUAUUUUGUUGUAAAAAUGAUCAGAAUAUUAAUUUUUUGCCUCUGCUCUAUGUCUGUGCUUCUCAUCCCAGUGUAACCUACUGUAAAUACUUUCUUUUAUACCCAACUCUAAAGGCUCAGCUGUUGGUGUGCACACUAAUUGGAUUCAACCAUCAUGACUCAGCCACAAGUUGUAUAUUCAAAGUUUUCAUGCAUCUCUGAUAAUUGUCAUCUCCUUUUCAAAGAGUUCCCAUUUUGCAGUGAGUAAGCCAGACUAGAUGCAGCUAGAACUUUAUAAUUAGUGUUAGGGAGAUAAUGGCGAUGAAACUGACCGGGAGGUCUGUCAGCACAAAGCUGUGUGUAGUUUGGCGACAGACAAACGUGGGUCUGACCUUUAAAAAAGCGUUGCUUUAUAAAAGAGGAAACCGAGUAUUUAUGUUCCACUUUUUCCUCCAAAACCUAAAUCGGCUCAGAAGUUCCAGCUUUUUUUAAUUUGCUUUUGAAUGUCUGCAUAUGAAGUUGUAAUUAGAUAUCUACCAGUGCUGUAUAAAAGGGAGCUAAAUUCAAACUCCCUUUUUUAAUACAGACACGCCUCCCUGUGCUGAGCUGCUCUCAGGUUUGUAUCAUCUGUCAUGGUUCAACACUCAAUUGAUAUGCUGCAUUAUCUCCAGACUCAGUAUAACUUUAUCACCUCACGCUUCAGUGCUCACACAUUACACAUAAAAGUGGUUUAUAUAAAGCACAUAUAUACUUGUUAUCUGCUUGCCAACUGCACAGCUCUUUAGUUCAUAGCCAGGAAGUUCCCGUGGGAAGUUUAAGCACACUCAUCAUGGAUGCCGAUGUCAUUCAAAAUCUGGUCUUUUACGGAUUCAUUUUAACUGCUUUUUAGCUUGUGCUGAUGAUAGAUUAAACAAUUAUGAGGAAUUUCAUAAACCAAAUUGGAAUUUAUUAUUCUAUAGUCACACAUGAUCAAAUAUUAUGCACAUUUUGUAUCCAUGCUUCUGGUUGUUUGACUUCUUUUCUAAUCAGAAAUGGAUAAACAUGGGUUUACUUUCAGACACAGGCCUGGCUUUUAAGUAAUAUUCACCAAUAUUUGAUCAGGAUAUUUGACCACUUUUCUUAUCCCAGUUGGUAGACUUCAUUUAAACCAGUUUGUUUCUUGGCAUGGGCCUAGAUUUAAACCCAUACAUUUGUAGCCAUUCCCUAGGCUUAUUGUUAGCCUAGAGUUUCCUGUGUUUCAUACUCAGUUAUGUCUAAAUUUCAACCAUCUGAUCCAAUGGGUCACCCUUGGGCCAAGGUAUUAAGGAAAAAUCCAGAAGCCACCAAGAUUUCAUCCAGAGAUGAACUAACACUUUCUGGAGCAUAUGUGUCACUGACCACAAGUUUUCCAUCAUUAUAGACUGAAAGAUUGGUGAUAAGGUCAGAAGCUCAAGCUGCAACAAGCUUGACUAAAAUUGCUAUCAUGAAUGACCCAGAUAACCACCAUAAAUCGGCAUUGAAAUGUGGAUACUAAGAGUUUUCCUACACGAAAACCAUGACUGUGCCAGGAAACCAACCAGUUUAUAUAAAUGCUUCCAACUCUGACAAAGUUUAUGCCAAAUACUGUUUAUUGUCUUCAUUAAUUCAGUGAUCAAGGUGUAUUUUACUGAAAGAUAAAAUACACCUUGUGUAUAUUUGAUCUUAUAUAAAUAACUUAAAUUAUGGAAAGUCUACAAUGAAAAAAAGCUAAAUUCAAACUCCCUUUUUUAAUCAUUGAGGUUGUUUGUUGAUUUAGGAAAAAUUAAAACCCCAAAAUUGGUUUAACGUUUAUGCCCAUGAUAAGUAUUUAUCAACUUCUUAUCAGAGCUGUGCAUGUUGUUUGAUUUUUCCAACCAAUGACAAUGUUUUUCAUGUCAUUACCAUGUUUCUUUCUAUAAAUGCUACAGUGAUCUACAUAUGCAGCAGUACAUGGGCUGCAGGGACAUAUGCUCUAAUUUAUUGUGUUUGUUUUUCACUGCCCAGAAUACAAGUUGCCAUGGAAACUGUUUAAUCCAUUCAGUAACUUUGAAGUUAAAGGAAAAGGAAAAAAACUGUUGGACAGUUCAGUGAAACGAAGGAUUGCAAAGAAAUACAGGCAGAAAAAGCACAAAUCACAAAGAUGCAGCUGACAUUUUUGGCAUUUUAAUAAUGUGGAGUAACUUCGUGGUCCCUCGCAUAAUGUUUGGUAUAGUGCUGGAAGUCGGACAUGUUAUAUAAAAUAUGGUCUUAGAUAUUGUUAUUCUGUUGAAGACAUUUUAAAGAUUCAUAAAAAGCGUUUGCAUAAAUCUCA
This is a messenger RNA of Xiphophorus hellerii (green swordtail), 3172 nucleotides long. It is a transcript of the gene pik3r6a, whose product is annotated as phosphoinositide-3-kinase, regulatory subunit 6a. Bases 183 to 755 code for a protein of 190 amino acids. Lineage: Eukaryota; Metazoa; Chordata; Actinopteri; Cyprinodontiformes; Poeciliidae. The transcript is spliced from 6 exons. The record is from RefSeq and is a predicted model, not a curated record.